Molecule: messenger RNA, 1560 nt
Organism: Penicillium waksmanii
Lineage: Eukaryota; Fungi; Ascomycota; Eurotiomycetes; Eurotiales; Aspergillaceae
Gene: ftmG
Product: cytochrome P450 monooxygenase ftmG
Exons: 6
Coding region: 1-1560 (519 amino acids)
Molecular function (GO): heme binding; iron ion binding; oxidoreductase activity, acting on paired donors, with incorporation or reduction of molecular oxygen
Source: RefSeq, a predicted model, not a curated record
AUGGAGACCAUCACCAUGUCCCAACUCUUGUACCUAGGAAUCGGGCUGGUCAGUUUGCUCUUCCUCAAGCGAUCCAUUCUCGCUUUCUUCGGCGAGCCUAAACCCGUCAAUUGGCAUGCCUGCGAUCCCUUCCAGCGCCAAGCAAAGGAGGACUUUAGCCACAAUGCCCGCGAACUGAUUGCGAAAGGGCUCGAGGAGGGUCGCUCGAUGUUCCGAGUGGCGACCAACAUGGGAAUGUAUCUAAUUUUGUCCGACCGAUACGCUGAGGAAAUUAGAAACGAUGAGAGAUUCAGUGCCUACGACGCGUUAGUGGAUGUCAUUCUUCUGGAGUUACCGGGCUUUGAAACGACGUUCCAAAGCUCGUUACAUAACCAUGUCUCUCCGAUGGCUAUCCAGGCCCUGAACAAGAAACUUCAGCCCCUAACUUACCACCGCUUCUCCACCUUUUAUUUAGUACACUUGACGCGCCCCCUCUCCGAUGAAGCCAGCGAGUGUUUGCGCACUAAGUGGACCGAGGCGUCUACAGUUUGGCAGUCCGUGCCCAUCCGCGAGACGAUAUUGGCGUUAGUGGCGCAGAUGACCACGAGAGCCCUAAUUGGACCCGAGCUCAGUCGCAACUCCGAAUGGCUCGAGAUCGUCAUCAGCUUCACUACUAACCGCGCCAUCGCCGUGGCCGCCAUUCAAGCCUGGCCUCGCUUUCUCCAACCGCUGGUCCACUGGUUUUUGGGCCCCUGCCAGACGGUGCGCCGUCAGAUCAAGCGCGCGAACCGCAUUUUGUUGCCUGUGCUGCGUGAGAAAACCCGUUGUGCGGGGGAGCGCAACGCCGACGACCGGGAGUUUUCCACCCUGACGUUCAUCGACCAGUUCGCCAAUGGCGCACGCUACGACGCCACGCUAGCGCAGCUACGUUUAAUCGCCGUCUCCGUCCUGACGACAGCGGAUCUAGUGGAGAAAGUGGUGGCUCGACUGGUGGAACACUCCGAGCUGAUCCAACCGCUGCGCGAGGAGUUGGUUACCGUCUUGACAGCUAGCCCGCAUGGCAUCCAUCGCACCAGCCUGCUUAAGCUCACGCUGAUGGAGAGUGUAAUGAAGGAAAGCCAGCGUCUUGAGCCUGCCACACUCAUAUCAAUGUUCCGCUUCGCUAAAGAGCCCGUAACUCUCCAAGACGGCACCAAAAUCCCCAAAGGUACCAACUUGGCCUUCGCCAAUGACCUCCGCCUCAAUGCCAUCAUGUACCCGGAUCCCGAAGUAUUUGACGGCUACCGCUUCGAAAAGAUGAGGGGAGAUCGCAGCACCGCCGGUUUGGCCCCCUUCACGAAGACGCGCAUGAGCCACUUGGCCUUUGGUCACGGGAAGCACGCCUGUCCCGGGCGGUUUCUGUCGUCUGAUGAGGCGAAGUUGAUUCUGUGUCACAUGUUGCUUAAGUACGAUAUCAGGGCGCCGGAGGGGGGCAUUGGGGGUCUGUUAGUUAGUGGGAUGUUUGUGCAGCGGGAGGCGGGGGCGAGGAUGGUGGUAAAACUACGUGAACUGGAGGCCGAAUUGGCGGAGAUAUUGCAAUAA